Messenger RNA from Polyodon spathula (Mississippi paddlefish), 2334 nucleotides. Its product is annotated as probable ATP-dependent RNA helicase DHX40. The transcript has 13 exons. Gene Ontology annotation, molecular function: RNA binding; ATP binding. Bases 532 to 2319 code for a protein of 595 amino acids. NCBI's taxonomy places the organism in Eukaryota, Metazoa, Chordata, Actinopteri, Acipenseriformes, Polyodontidae. The record is from RefSeq and is a predicted model, not a curated record. Gene Ontology annotation, cellular component: intracellular anatomical structure.
UUGAAUGCAAUUGUGAGUGCGUUUACAGGGUGUUUUAUAGGAGGCUGCUGCUGUUUAGUUCAGGGGUGAUCUCGGAGUAUUAAAGCUGAAGUGACGGCACCCGUAGGACAAAACCUUAAACCCGUUUGUGACGAGUCGCAACCAUCUAACAACCCUUCUACUGAGACGCAGCAAUUGAGUUGCAUCACUAUCUCGCUAGUCGUGUAAGAUCUCCAAACUGGAUCUUAGGGUGAGAGUCGGUACGCCUUAUUGACAGAAAUGUUGUAUUGGUUUUACUUUGCAGUCAGUAGAAAGAAGGGUACACAUCACUGUGUACAUUUCACUAAUAACGUUUCUAUUUGUUGCCUCUUGUUUUGUUUUAAUACGUUUUGUUAUACAGCCAAAUCAUGUUUUAAUUUCAUUAUUUGCAAACAUCUCAUGAUGUAUAGUAAUUAUUAUAAUAACUGCAAGCUGUUUCCGGCUGUCCUUUUAUUUAUCAUCAAUUCACUAGGUUAGGUUUAACAAAAGUCGUUCAUAUAGAACAAACUGAACAUGGAGAAAAAAAGCAAGCCGUAUAAAACAAAGGGAGGAACGGCAACAGAGCCGGUGCCGCUCCCAAUCCACAAACACAGAGAGCGGCUGGUACGGGCUGUCAAACAGAACCCCUUCGUUGUCGUUACCGGAGAGACGGGAAGCGGCAAGACCACACAGCUUCCUCAGUAUCUCUACCAGGCAGGGUUUGGGAAAGGCGCAGUGAUCGGUGUCACGCAGCCCCGAAGAGUAGCCGCUAUCUCAGUAGCACAGCGAGUGUCUGAGGAGAUGGGCUGCCCCCUGGGAAGAGAAGUGGGCUACCAAGUGCGCUUCGACGAUUGCACUUCCAAGGACACGGCUAUCAAGUACAUGACAGAUGGCUGUCUCCUGAGGGAAAUUCUCGCAGAUGCCAGUCUUAGCAGGUACAGCGUUAUCAUUCUGGACGAGGCUCAUGAGAGGAGCCUGAACACGGACAUUCUGUUCGGUUUACUGAAGAAGCUGUUCCAGAAGAAGAAGCAUGGAGACCGGCAGGCCCCUCUCAAAGUGGUGGUGAUGUCAGCCACGCUGGAGACAGAGAAGCUCUCUGAGUUCCUUGAGGACUGCCCUGUCUGCACCAUACCCGGGAGGACCUAUCCUGUCACUGAGAUAUUCUGCAAUCUGAUUGGCCCAAAAGACAGAGAGAGCUCUGUUUAUGUGAAAGAGGUUGUGAAGGUUGCCCUCGACAUCCACACGAAUGAGCCAGCUGGGGAUAUCCUCGUGUUUCUUACAGGCCAAGUGGAAAUCGAGAAAGCUUGUGAUGUACUUUACGAGAAGGCUGAAUCCAUAGAUUAUCGGCAUGAUGUUGAAGACCGGUCUGUUAAGGGACUACUGAUACUCCCAUUAUAUGGAUCCAUGCCCACUGAUCAACAAAGGCAAAUAUUUCAACCUCCUCCAGCUGGCAUAAGAAAAUGUGUGAUUUCCACAAAUAUUGCUGCAACAUCUCUAACUGUAAAUGGAAUCAGGUACAUUGUUGACAGUGGAUUUGUGAAGCAGCUGAACCAUAAUUCAAGGGUGGGUCUGGAUGUUCUGGAAGUGGUGCCGAUUUCAAAGACUGAGGCGAAACAGAGGGCAGGCAGGGCUGGAAGGACGUGUGCUGGGAAGUGCUUCCGGAUCUACAGCCGGGAGUUCUGGGAGAAGUGCAUGCCGGAGUACACCAUUCCGGAGAUCCAGAGAACCAGCCUGACUUCAGUCAUCCUCACCCUGAAGUGCCUUGGAGUCCAUGACGUCAUCAGGUUUCCUUACCUGGACAGUCCUGAGGAGAGGUUCAUUUUAGAAGCUCUGAAGCAGCUAUACCAGUGUGACGCCAUUGACAGGAGAGGCCAUGUGACGAGAUUGGGACAGUUUAUGGUGGAGUUUCCUCUUCCUCCAGGCCUGACUCGGUCCCUGUUGAAAGCAGCGGCUCUGGGCUCCGAGGACCUUCUCCUUCCUAUAGCUGCCAUGCUAUCUGUUGAAAAUGUCUUCAUUCGACCAGGCCAGCCCGAGAAACAGCAGAAGGCUGAAGAGAAGCACCGGGAGCUUGCAGCUGAAUUGGGUGGCUGCAAUGACUUCACAACACUGCUGAAUAUCUUUCAAAAGUGCAAAGCAAGUGCCUCUCCUGUGUCUUGGUGCCAGGAUCACUGGAUCCACUGGAGAGCCAUAAAGUCUGCUUUCAGUAUUGAGACUCAGCUGCAGGAAAUACUGUCCCGACUCAAGCAGGUAAAUAACUUUGAUGCCAUUUUCUGCAACAUUGGUGAAAACCACAUCUCACUCAUGUUGGUUAAGAUAUGUUAAGCACAACCCAUGAUG